Messenger RNA from Castor canadensis (American beaver), 1794 nucleotides. RefSeq names its product mast cell protease 8-like. Lineage: Eukaryota; Metazoa; Chordata; Mammalia; Rodentia; Castoridae. The record is from RefSeq and is a predicted model, not a curated record. Gene Ontology annotation, biological process: proteolysis. Gene Ontology annotation, molecular function: serine-type endopeptidase activity. Gene Ontology annotation, cellular component: cytoplasm; intracellular membrane-bounded organelle.
AGGGGAUUGCAGCCAAUUAUUACAAUGGCUCAGGACACUGGUAGAAAGGUAUAACUGAAAAGGUGGGCUGUAAGUUCCCUUUCUACAAAGUUGACACUGGACAGAUUUAUCCCAUGAGCUAUCAUCAGGACUAGGACAAGAAGGACUUUUCUACUCAGCUUCCUUCACUCUCACUUCUCCCCAUUCUGCUGAGCCACUCAGCUCUGCCUGGACACUGACACAAAACCUAACUGAGCCAACAGAGUACAACCUCAUCUGUGCUCCACAGCCUGAUGGGAUGGCCAGGCUUGUCCUCUGUGGACAUGGAGAGCUACUAAAGCCUUUCUCUUUCAGGACAAAUCAAAUGGGGUACAGAGGUCACACCCCACUCCCGGCCUUACAUGGCGUUUGUAAGGUUCUAUGAUAACAAGUUAGUCAGGACUGGCUGUGGUGGUUUCCUGGUGUGAAAGAACAUUUUAAUUACAUCCCCUUUCUGUAAUGGGAGGUAAGGAGAAACAGUGGUCUUGGUUAUCCUGGGACUGACCGGGUGACAUUGCUCAGGAACAUCCAUGACCAAUAGGGUCAAGGGCAAAUGAAGAUAUAUCUGACAUUGUCCUAGUUGACCCAAAAUGAGUAUGGGAAUCAGAUUGGAAGAUGUGGGGGAAGAGGCAGGGUGGCAGUGGAGAUUGCUAGGGAAACAGCCUUGACUUUGCAUCAGCACACCAAGAAAGGCCACAGAGUCCACUCUGGACCAAGACAGGACACACUUUUACCCAGGGAUUACUGGAAGUUAGACUCAGCUGCUGCUCUAGCUUAGAGUGAGCUUUCAAUCUGCCUUUUAGAGACUGAGUUAUAACUUGUAAGACAGAUGCUAUACAUUUUAUCUUUACAGUAAAAUGAAUGUCACCUUGGGUGCUCAUGAUAUCAACAAAAAGGAAAAUACCCAGCAGGUCAUUCCAGUUCUUCAAGCCAUCCGUCAUGAAAAUUUUAAUACUGAAACAUUUACCAAUGACAUCAUGCUGCUGAAGCUGAAAUACAAGGCCCAACUCAAUGCAUAUGUGGACACCAUUGCCUUGCCACACAGUGAGGACUGGGUGAGACCUGGGUACGAAUGCAGUGUGGUAGACUGGGGAAAACAAACUAAUGGAAAACUUACCAACACACUCCGGAAAGUGGACGUGGAAGUUCAAAAUGAGCAGAAAUAUGCUCAUUUUUCUCUGCAGGGGGAUGCUGGGGGACCCCUCGUAUGUAACAACAUGAGCCAGGGCAUGGUCAGCUAUGGGCAUGUGGAUGGGAAACCUCCUCAGGUCGUCACCAGGAUUUCAAGCUUUGUGCCCUGGAUUAAGAGAACAAUUAAACGGCUUGAGCAUCACUAGAAGACAGGCCCUGUUUUCUGGACAUUUGGGUACAGUUUUCUGACUCCUAAUAAAGAAAUCCCUCUCCAAGGAUGAGCUGAAUUCUCUUCUCCAUGAAUAUAUUCUCUUAACAAACUUUGUGUGCCACCUCCCUCUCCACCCUACACUCUUCUUGUCCUGGUCACUAUCUGCAGACAUUUCUAACAGAGCCUCCAGUUCCCACCUGUGCACUGGCCCUGUCUGCCUGGCUCUUUUGGUAUAGGUCUUUCUCUAGGAUAUCUCUGAAACAUCUCUUUCUCUCCUUCCUAAAUUCAUCUUCAGACUGAACAGGCUGAGAAUGGGGAAAAAAUAAAAAUGAUCACCACCCACACCACAUUCUGCUCCAAGGAAUAAGUAAGGUUCCAGGAGACCUAGUUUUCACUCCUCACCCCUGCUGUGCUGCUCCCCACUCCAACAGGGU